This is a messenger RNA of Ricinus communis (castor bean), 1092 nucleotides long. RefSeq lists its product as uncharacterized. NCBI's taxonomy places the organism in Eukaryota, Viridiplantae, Streptophyta, Magnoliopsida, Malpighiales, Euphorbiaceae. The record is from RefSeq and is a predicted model, not a curated record. The coding region runs from base 176 to 802 and encodes 208 amino acids. The transcript is spliced from 3 exons.
AGAAAGAAAGGGUUGGUGUUGGCUAUAAAGGCGCUGCUGCUACUUCAACCUUCCUCCUCCUCCUACCUUUCUCAUUUAUCUUUUCUUUCUUUGUUUAUUUUUUUUUUUUGGCUUCUCCUCUUCUAUAUAUACAAGUUCUUUAACAGAAAAACAAGAGAAAAGAAGGGCAAGAAAAAUGGGAAAUUGUCAAGCUGUAGAUGCAGCAACUCUAGUGAUACAGUACCCAUGUGGUAAAGUAGACAAGUUGUAUUGGCCUGUAAAUGCUGGUGAGCUUAUGAAAACAAAUCCUGGUCACUAUGUUGCUCUUCUGCUUUCCACCACCUUGUAUCCUGCUAAUAAUAACGCUCAAUGUCCUAACAAAGCCACCCCAAACGCCGUCACCACCAGUAGCGGCGCCUCCACCACCACGACCACCACCACCAUCACCAACAACAACUCCUCUCUUCGGAUAACAAGAAUCAAGCUGCUCAGGCCUACUGAUACCCUUGUUCUUGGCCAUGUUUAUAGACUAAUCAAGAGUGAAGAGGUUAUGAAAGGGUUGUGGGCAAAGAAACAAGCGAAGCACAAGAAAAACCUGCAGUACUCAGAAUCAUCACAGAAGCCUGAGAGGAUUAGGGAGAUUAAUCAGGUUCCAGGGCUGGUUUUAGAAGUAAAAAGAUCUGAACUUGAGAAGAAUUAUCAGGUGAGCAAAAAUGAAAGAAAUAGACCAAGAACAGCAUCAGCUACCAACUCUGCCAGUAACACAGUCAGAUCAAGAACAUGGCAACCCUCACUCAAUAGCAUCUUGGAGGCUGGCAGCUAAUAUUUAUGUUUCUUAAUUAUCAUUCUGCCAUGCUUACUUGUUGUAACAGAUCAGCUCACACCUGCAUAUAAAUCUGCUUCUUUUUAAACCCGAGAUUUAAAAAAAAAUAUUAAUUUAUACACACAUCAUCCAAGGAUACUGCUGCAGGUUGCUCUAGCAAAGAGAGUGAAGUGAAUCUCUCUCUUCAAUUGUAGAUUUGAGUAAUUCAGAGUUGUAUAGCCAAAGGGUCUAAACAUAGUUAUUAAUUAGCAUAUUGUAUUGUUUUGAAUUUUAAGUAGGACUUUUGCUUA